CUGACGUUUGAGUGUAAACAUAAACAAAUGCUUGCGGAAAAUCGUGCGCGCUCCGCAGAAAUUGUUCAAUUUUUAUUAAUUUGUGAUCGUUUUAUCAAAGAAAAGUGAUCGAGUAGUGGAAUACUGUGUAUCAAAUCAUUACAAGUCUUUUAAUCUAGCGAAAUAUGGCGGAUUUACCCGCUCACUUGAGCGCCGGCGGUGGUGUUUUCAAGAAUCGAAAAAUGGCGAAGCCACUUCAUAUCCAGAGGCUAGAAGCGGCCCUCGAUAUGCGUCCUUUUAUGGCCUACGCUCGGGAAAUGCUCUCCAAGCCGCUGACCAGCAGUGAGGACGAAGACGACGACAUCGACAGUGAUGACGAUUCGUGCUCGGACAACUCCAAUGGCAACUUCCGGAAUUAUCGGAGAUUGGCCUAUGGUGUCAAGGUUUCCAAGCAGGAGCGUAAUGAAGAUAAACGGUAUCUGUACAACCUCACUUCCGUUGGACCGGAACGUCUUUGGUUGCAGAAUUUGCUGCUUUCCGACAGUGAUUCGGAGAGCGAAAUUUCCGACGAAGACGAGUAUGUUCGGGAUAUGCUACGAAACCAUGUUCGAGAGCGGAAAUAUCGGGGGAAAUAUUAUUCCAGUUUAAAGAACUCGCAGUACGGUUAUUACGGAGCUGGGCUACUGUCCACCUAUGAUAUGUUCCCGGAACAUCAAAGAUCAAUUGUUGGUGUGAGAAAGCGAAAAAUCAAGCGAGAGAAGAAACUUGUAAAGCUGAAGUCAGGAAAGAAAAAGAUCAAACACGAAUCAGAUGAUCGUGGUUCCGAUAUGGGAGAUAUUGAUUGGGAAGAACAGCUAGCCGCAUUGAAAAAUGAAAAUGACGAUGAUUUUGAUUCAAAACCAUCCAGCCCGACGGCUCUAAAAUCGAAACGGGGUCGCAAAUCGGCAAUAAAAACUCCCGAAAUGAUGGCAGCAAGAAGGCGCAAGAUUUGGCAACUGAUGGCUAAAAAGGAACUUGGCAAAGUUCAGCGAGCCAAAGUCAACAAUCACAAAGAUAUGGUUACAAAUUGUCGGCGCGUUGCCUCACUCUGUAUGAAAGUAUCGCGCCAGAAAGCAAUGCAAUCCCAAAAAUUGAUGAAGGAAACGAUCUGGCGAGCCAAGCGGCUUACGAGAGAAAUGCAAGGCUACUGGAAACGAUACGACCGUGUGGAGCGUGAGACAAGACGCCGCAUGGAAAAAGAAGCCGAAGAACAAAGAAAGAUUGACGUUGAGAUAGUUGAAGCCAAACGGCAGCAGCGGAAACUAAACUUCCUUAUUACACAGACCGAAUUGUAUGCCCAUUUUAUGUCGAAAAAGUUAGGAAAUGUUUCUAAAGAAGAACAACUUAAAAUUUUAUCUCAAUUGGACGAGGAAUCUAAUCCAAGACUAUCAUCAAUCGAUAGCUACGAUAGUGAUAUGAUGAAGCUCCAAGCUCAAAAGAACGCAACUGACGCAUUCAACAGUGAGCAAGCCCGUCGGGAACAAUUCGAUAGUGCAGUUCAACAACAUGUUCCCAUCAAUCAAAAAGUUGACGAAUCGGGUGCGAUUAUUGAUUUGCCACAACCCGGUAUUUUCCGUGGUUGUCUUAAAGGCUACCAAUUGAAAGGAAUGACUUGGUUAGCGAAUCUAUACGACCAAGGUAUUAGUGGUAUUCUUGCCGACGAAAUGGGACUUGGUAAAACAGUUCAGUCGAUUGCGUUUCUGUGUCACAUUGCAGAAAGCUACGGCGUUUGGGGUCCUUUCUUGAUCAUUUCCCCAGCGUCUACUUUACAUAACUGGCAGCAGGAAAUGGAACGUUUUGUACCGGAUUUCAAUGUGGUACCCUAUUGGGGAUCGCCGAACGAACGUAAAAUCCUUCGUCAGUUUUGGGAACAAAAGGAUCUCCACACAAAAGAUGCAAGCUUUCACGUCGUAAUAACAAGUUACCAGUUAGUUGUUUCUGAUUAUAAAUACUUCAAUCGUAUCAAGUGGCAGUACAUGGUACUGGACGAAGCGCAAGCUAUCAAAAGCUCCAGUUCGGUACGAUGGAAGUUGCUGUUAGGGUUCAACUGCCGAAAUCGAUUACUUCUCAGCGGCACACCGAUCCAGAACAGCAUGGCCGAACUUUGGGCGCUUCUGCAUUUCAUCAUGCCAACGCUAUUUGAUUCGCACGAGGAAUUCAACGAAUGGUUCUCGAAGGAUAUUGAAAGUCAUGCCGAAAACAAAACGGGAAUCGAUGAAAAACAAAUAUCUCGUCUCCAUAUGAUUUUGAAACCGUUUAUGCUGCGUCGAAUUAAGAAGGACGUUGAAAAUGAGCUUUCGGAUAAGAUUGAAGUGAUGGUGUAUUGUCCGCUGACGACUCGCCAAAAGCUACUGUAUGUGGCUUUGAAGAAAAAGAUCCGAAUCGAAGACCUGCUUCAUUUGACCGGCCAAGGAACUGGUGAUGGUCAUUCUUUCGAUAAGAAUUUUACUUCCAACCUGAUGAAUCUGGUAAUGCAGUUUCGUAAGGUUUGCAACCAUCCGGAGCUUUUCGAACGACGCGAUGCUAAAAGUCCAUUCUUCCUGCGGACCGAAGAAUAUCCCAUUGCGCGGCUUAUUUUUAACGAAGCAUUUCUGUACCGGAAAAUACCAAGCCAGCGCCAUUUACUCUUCAAUCGGUUUAACAUUUUCAAAACGGAAAAUGUACAAAGAUCCUUAUUUUCCAACAAAGAUGGAUCUAAAACAAAUUACUCUGCUAUCGAUGAUUUGAAUGUUGAAAACUGUUUCUCAUUUACACGGUUUUGCUCGAUUUCACCCGACGAAGUGGAAAAACUGGUCCUGGAAGGUCUUAUCUACUUUAUUCAACAUGUUUAUAAGUUCAACGAAUAUCUAAAACUGCUUCACAAUAGAUGGGUAUGGUGGGAAGGUCAAAUUAAUAGUAGCUGUAGGCUGUUGGAACCAACGAUUGAACGAUGGGCGAGUGGACUGUUUUCUCCAAUGUACGGAGCAUUGCAUUCCUUAAUUUUCACAUCGUCUAGUCAGAACAGCGUAUACACUCAUACGGAACAAAAAAUAUGCCCAAUGCAGGAAACAAUGGAACAUCGGAUCUUGAGAAGCCGAAAAGCGUUGAAACUGUCUAGAGAUACACUUAAGAGCAGCUCAGUUUAUGACGACCUUGAUAUUCAACCCAUCUUUCCUGGAGUUUCAAAAGAAAAGCUUCCUGCGGGUGCUAAAGCACCAGUUGCAAAUAUUCCACUAUUACCAGAGGUAGUCCACAUUCCACGAAAAGAAAAAACGUUACACUGCCAUCCCACAGCAAUGCCAACUUUCAUCUAUGGUUUAAUCAGUCGUGUUGUCAGCUCUGGAAGAAAAUACUAUUGUGAAAAUCGUGAAGCGGCUUGGCUAGCAAUUCGACACGAGCAUUGCGACACUCCGGAAGGUUUCCAGUUGAUGAGCAAUGCGCUGCAACUGUCCUACCCCACGACGGUCGGAUGGUCCAACAUAGUUAUACCGGACAAACAAACAUUGGUAUCGGACGCUGGUAAACUAGCCGUGUUGGAUUCAUUAUUGACUCGACUCAAAGCGCAGGGACAUCGAGUGCUCAUCUACUCCCAGAUGACGAAAAUGAUCGAUUUGUUGGAGGAAUACAUGUGGCAUCGAAAGCAUAGAUACAUGCGGUUGGACGGAUCGAGUAAAAUAUCCGCCCGCCGAGAUAUGGUUGCCGAUUUCCAGAAUCGAGCUGACAUAUUCGUGUUCCUGCUGUCAACGCGUGCUGGUGGGUUGGGUAUCAAUUUGACGGCAGCAGAUACGGUAAUAUUCUAUGAUUCCGACUGGAAUCCAACGGUUGACCAGCAAGCAAUGGAUCGAGCUCAUCGCCUCGGUCAAACCAAACAAGUAACCGUCUAUCGGUUAAUCUGUAAAGGUACGAUUGAGGAGCGAAUUUUACAGCGGGCCCGAGAAAAAAGUGAGAUCCAACGGAUGGUGAUCAGUGGAGGGAAUUUCAAACCCGAUACCCUUAAGCCGAAAGAAGUCGUCUCGCUGUUGCUGGAUGAUGAGGAAAUCGAGUUGAAAUACCGACAAAAGACCGAGGAAAGGAAGCUCGUCAACGAAGACCAACUCAAGAAUGACAAGGAACGAGAUAGAAAGCGAAAGCAGAGUGCCGCAUCUACCAAGAUUGUGGAACAGAAGAAAACUAAAGCUGACGGUUUGCUGGACGCAGAUGAUUUGGCAUUCCUCGAGUCCGGCCCGCAGAGCCCUGCUGCCAGCGAACAAUCAAACGGAAGUGAAACCGGUCACCUGAAGCUUCCCGACGUUCCCUGUGCUCGUGCUGAUGAUUAUUCCAGUGCCGAGGAGCCGUCGAUUGAUUGCGACAGCACCAGUGGACCGCAGACGCCAGCGCUAUUUUCGACCUACGACGGGCUGGGCAAGAAACGAAAACGCCACCAUCCACGUGGAACCAAGCGUGGUCGACCACGUGGCUCACGUCGCGGCGGCGGAACCGGCAGCAUCGGGCGGGCAGAAUCGACCGGAAUAUCUUCCACCGGCACUGGCGAUCAUCUACCUUCGACUUCCGAUGUCCCGAUAAUUAUGCAGCUGCCACAGGUCAAACGAGGACCCGGCCGGCCCCGCCUAAAGCCUAAUGGGCCCGCUAAUCAGGGAUACAGAACGCACAACAGGAGUGCUCCCCGUCCUAGGAAACCCGUCGGUCCUCUGGUUGUUCCGCUCGGGCAAAGUCCGGCUGCUACACCGAUUGUACAAAGCCCAGCGUUGAGCCCAUCGCAGAGUCCAGCUCGGGAUCGAUCUUCCAGUAUGUACCAACCUACGGAUGACGAUAUCUAACAUGUAUGACACAGGCAAGGUACGUAGGUAAACAUCGCAGUGGAAGUGAGAGAACCAAUAAUACUUAACAGCUUUCUGCUAAAUUAAACAUCCCCACAAUGAAGACAAAGAAAGUACAUCUCUAGUUG
This is a messenger RNA of Uranotaenia lowii, 4942 nucleotides long. It is a transcript of the gene Ino80, whose product is annotated as chromatin-remodeling ATPase INO80. Gene Ontology annotation, molecular function: histone binding; ATP-dependent chromatin remodeler activity; ATP hydrolysis activity. The coding region runs from base 165 to 4814 and encodes 1549 amino acids. Lineage: Eukaryota; Metazoa; Arthropoda; Insecta; Diptera; Culicidae. The record is from RefSeq and is a predicted model, not a curated record. The transcript is spliced from 14 exons. Gene Ontology annotation, cellular component: nucleus; Ino80 complex. Gene Ontology annotation, biological process: chromatin remodeling; DNA repair; DNA-templated transcription.